AUGAUUCAGACUACUUUUAGUUCGAGAACUAGGACAGAUUUAAUUCAAAGACUCGUUAAAAUCGACAUAACCCUAAACCCAACCGAGAACUAUCCAGAAACUCUAUAAAUCAGCAAUAGUCAUUUGAAUCUCUUCAACUUAGCACUUAAUAAGUAGCAACAUCAAGAUAGGGGUAAAGUAAUUCAAGGAAUUCACCUCCCAAACUAAAAAAGUCAAGUUCUGUUUAAUCCAAACCAAAGAGAUAAGAUUUCAGUGAAAGGUAGCUUCAAGACAUGUUUGAGUAUAAACACACUAAAUUGCUUGCAGCAAAGUACAAACAAUAAUAGAAUAAUAUCUCACUAAAAUAUUCCCUCUAGUGUUUCAAACAACCUUCAAUAUCAAUCAGUGAGAGAAAUCUUAUUCCAACAUAGCUAGAAAAGAUCAAAGGAGAGAUAAGUUGUUAACUAGGACUCGAAAUUGAAGUAAAAGUACUUUAAAAUGUUCAAACAAUAUGUGAAACUCAAAUUAAAGGUCAGAAUCUUCUUAAGCGAUGAAAUAGAGAACCUUAAUCGUGAAUUUGACAAACUACUAGUUUAAAACAAAUACUUAUUGAAUGAAAAUCAGAAGUAUAAAAAGUACUGUGAAACUAGCUUACUAGAGACUCAUGUCAAUACAAAAAGGACUUUUUAACUUGGAUAAACAUUGAUGAAAAUCUAUGAAAAUAAUAAGAAAACUAAUCAAUCAGAUUUCUUGAAAGAAUUCAAAAUUAUUAAAAAGAGAGAAUAAGCUAUCCUAAGCUUGAUUAAGCUAAAGACAAAUACUUCUAAAUUAAAGGCCUUUCUGAAAUGGAGAGGACUUCUAAAUGAGCUUAAGAGGCCUAGAUCAAAUUUAACUACUAUAUCACAAAUUACAAUGAAACCCCCAAAACAUUAAAAUAACUAAACUCCGAAUGAUUUAAGCACAUGCCCAAACUCUAUGAUAAAGACUUAACAGUCAUCUGGAUUCAUCAGUAAAUCACAGUCUUAGAAACGAUUUGACAAUGGUUCUAAUGAGAACACAUAAUUUGUCCAGGACAUGUCAGCUUUGCACAUGUUCCCUUAGAGACUAUCAUUGAAUUCAAGAUAGGACUCACAAAAAAGAAGAUCUGUGUCUUCAAAGAGGGAUAAAUCCUAAAAUUCUGAUAAAAGCUGUUGUGUUAUCACAACUAAGCAAUAAAACAGAUGCCAUAGUCGAUAGUCUAUGAUGAGCGAUGAUAAAAAUCCUGGCACCAGGGACACCUCUCAGAAUUAAAAUCAGAAAGAUCAACCUAAGCGCUUUUUUGAUUAAAAAAUGCUUUAAAAGCUUCAAAGAAUACAGUAACUAGAUAAAGAAACAUCAAAAGAUAGGAAAUCAGUCCCAUAGUAAACAACUGAAUAGUUGUUUAAACCUGCGAAAACACUAAAUAUUCUUGAGAAGCAUAAGUAUUAGUAGAGUAGUCACAAAGAAAUGAGACAGUCAAUCAAGUUUGAAAGAUCUAUUAGCAAUUUAAAGGGUGCAUCCAGUAACAAUGUCUCAAGUUCAUAACUAAGUAUCUAGGGUAUUUUACAAAAGCUUGGUAAUUAACCCUAGAGCAAUAUUUCGUCAAGCAGGCAUGGUGAGACUCACUAAAGCAAUAAUAAGACUUUUGAACCCACAGAAAUGGAUUUAUCCUCAACCAAUUUGAUAAUUAGUAGUCAAAUGAAUCAUUUGCAGAACUUUAGCAUAUCUGAGUAUAAUAUGGAGAGCAUGAUAUGCUAAAUGAAAAAUGUAAUAAAUAAUUAAAAGGCAGAAUUUUAAAAGCCUAAAGCAAAAGACUUGAAAGAGCGGUUAAAGGAAUCUAUAUUCACUCCAUAAUAUAAUCACUGCAAUAGAGUACUCUCAGCCAAAUAAGUUGGAGCUAAUAAAGUUGAAGACUAUGAACUUAAGAGAGCAAUCAUUGACAAAGAAAACAUCAAUACUAAUAAUAUUGGGGACUUCCAAUAAUAGCAAUAAAGUUCCAAUUAGGAGUUUAAAGAGGUAGGAAUCGUUUUAAUCAAUUACAUCCUCUGA
This is a messenger RNA of Stylonychia lemnae, 2046 nucleotides long. Lineage: Eukaryota; Ciliophora; Spirotrichea; Sporadotrichida; Oxytrichidae. The record is from the annotation of a GenBank genome assembly.